Etheostoma spectabile (orangethroat darter) is the source of this 3303-nucleotide messenger RNA. Its product is annotated as mitochondrial import inner membrane translocase subunit TIM44. NCBI's taxonomy places the organism in Eukaryota, Metazoa, Chordata, Actinopteri, Perciformes, Percidae. The transcript is spliced from 13 exons. The record is from RefSeq and is a predicted model, not a curated record. Gene Ontology annotation, biological process: protein import into mitochondrial matrix. Gene Ontology annotation, cellular component: mitochondrial inner membrane. Gene Ontology annotation, molecular function: protein-folding chaperone binding. Bases 77 to 1417 code for a protein of 446 amino acids.
UGCUCCUAUUGGUUUAGCUGAAGGUCAGCUGCUGCAGCAGAGACCCACGUGCAGCUACGCGCAUUUCAAGAUCAAGAUGGCAGCCUCCGUGUGUCGGUGCUACGAGCUGGUUGGCAGACGAGCCUUUGCCCUCUGCUCCCGACCUCUGGUCUUUUCAGCGUGGAGAGGUGAUGUCUACACGCUACAUCGGAGCUCCGCUGCAAAUGUGCAGGUGCGAUAUGCUUCAGGACGUAAAGGUUUCCUGGGAGAGUUUGUGGAUAACCUGCGUCAGGAAUUCAGUAAGAACCAGGAGAUGAAAGAUAACAUAAAGAAGUUCAGAGAAGAGGCCAAGAGGCUUGAGGAGUCCGAUGCUCUGCAACAAGCUCGCAGGAAAUAUAAAUCUAUAGAGUCUGAGACAGUGAAGACUUCAGAGGUGUUUAAGAAGACAUUUGGCUCCCUGUCAGAGACCGUCAAGGAGGGUCUUGACGAGGUGAGUCGGACUGACAUCGGGAAGAAGAUCAAGGAAAGUGUGGAGGAGGCUGCCAAGACAGCCAUGCACUCUGCUGAGACCGUCUCCAAAGGAGGAGAGAAACUGGGCAGAACUGGCGCAUUCAGGGCCAUCUCACAGGGUGUGGAGACCAUGAAGAAGGAGAUAGAUGUCGGCGAUGCCGGAGCUUACAGAGCUCCUUCGCAGCUAAGAAAGAGAAGCGAUUUCUCCUCCAAAGGAGCCGACAGCGACUCCAGAGUGUUCGAGGCCAAUGAAGAGGAUAUGGGUGUUGUUCUCCACAAGGACUCUAAGUGGUACCAGCAGUGGAAGGAGUUCAAGGACAAUAACAUCGUUUUUAACAGAUUCUUUGAGAUGAAGAUGAAAUAUGAUGAAAGUGACAACGCCCUGGUCCGAGCAUCCAGAGCUGUGACUGACCGAGUCACCGGCUUCCUAGGUGGUCUUUUCUCUAAAACGGAAAUGUCCGAGGUGUUGACAGAGAUCGUAAAGGCAGACCCCACCUUUGACAAAGACUCUUUCCUCAAACAGUGUGAGAAAGACAUCAUCCCUAACAUACUGGAGGCCAUGAUCCGUGGAGAGCUGGAUGUAUUAAAAGACUGGUGCUACGAAGCUACGUACAGUCAGCUGGCUCACCCCAUCCAGCAGGCCAGAGGGCUGGGGCUGCUCUUCCAGUCCAAAAUCCUCGACAUUGACAACAUAGAUCUAGCGAUGGGUAAGAUGAUGGACCAGGGCCCAGUGCUGAUCAUCACCUUCCAGGCUCAGGUUGUCAUGGUGAUCCGCAGCCCCAAAGGAGAAAUUGUGGAAGGAGAUCCAGAGAAGGUGAUGAGGAUGAUGUAUGUUUGGGCGUUGUGUCGGGACCAGGAGGAGCUGAACCCUAACGCAGCCUGGAGACUCCUUGAUAUCUCUGCCUCCAGUACCGAGCAGGCUCUCUAGGAGGAGGCAGAGCGCAGAUGAAAAGGCAGACAUGGGACACACCAACUGUAAAGGGCAGAAGAUACAGGGAUGUGCCUGGAACACUUGCACGUACUGACUCACUUAUACAUAAACAUCUGAGCGCAGGGUUGACCCAUGCUCCUGUGUCGUGCCACAGACUGUAUUUGCACACACUCACAUUUCCGAAAUGCCGCCCAUGCACAUGUAUAUAUAUUAAUCUACUGUAUGGUGCAAGGAUAUGCAUAGAGCUAAACUACCGGUACAUGAUAUGUGAUAGAAAACGUGCGUGCAUCCAGCAAUGUGUGUGUGUGUGUGUGUUGUCUCUUGUACCGGUCAGCUCAAGGUUUGGGUUCCCAGGUGGAGUGUGAAUACAGAACAUUUUCGAAUGGAUGGAAGCGGGUUUUUCACAAACCGGCUAAAAAAUGAGCCCGUGCCAUUCCUUUCAUUGUUUUAUCCAAUGGUAGAGUCCAUCCAUACCAGCCUGGUGGCUAGUUUUAAGAAGACCGAUGGGAGAAAAAAAUGGACAUGGAACCUGUGAAUUUGCCCUAUUGUCUUCAGAGAGAUAUCUGAAGACUGAAACUAGGUUUAUUGUGUCAAAUAAUAUAAACAAGAAAUAUAAAUUUGGGCAGUGGGGUGGAGCUUUGUUGCAGCAACCAACAUACCUUGUUAAUUCAAGUUAAAUCACAAUUUUGUCACAAGGGGUCUACUAGGUACAUGUAUAAUGUCAUCUGUGGCUCUAGAGGGAGCUUUUGAAAAUAAAAUGAUAUAAAAAUAACCCAGAUGAUGUCAUCAGAGUAACCUAUAGAUUGGGCUUGAGACAGCUAGAAAGGGUCUAACAAAAGAUGCCAUUUGCAUUAUGGGAAACAGUGUUUUUUUAGUCUGGCUUACGGGAUGUAUGGUGCGGGUAUAAAGCCUGACACGCCUGUCCGUGAGGAUCUUCUGACAAAUGUGUGUACAUUUUGCCUAGGCAAACACCAAAUGUAACAUAAAAAUAACUGCACGUCCACUUUCUGGAGUAUAUCUGGCCCUUCAGUGACCCCUUAACAACACUUUGCCAAAAAAAAGACAUAAGAAGGUGAAUUUCAGCGAGACAGUCUUCAAUGUUUUAAGAGUGAAAAGGCUGUUUUCUUUUUUUUUUCUAGGCCAAAUUCCCAUGGACCAUUAAAUGAAAAGCAUCUUAACAAGGGGCUGCACUCGAAAUACUGGAGACUCAUUCUCCGCUCAAGACGCCAUUACUCCACUUUAUCUUUCCAUAGCAAAUAUUUGUUUGCCGUUACAUUAAUAUUCUGAAUAUCAAGUACAGACCCUUUUUCUAGCAUUGGCUUCAAAAUUUGGCUGUGGUGGUUGUCUGCUUGGUUCCUGCUGGCUUUCACAUCAGAAACUUAUCACAAACAUACAUAGUACAAUAAGUAAGAUAAGGAUUGACCCAUAUAAUAUAUGAUGUAAUGACCUGUGUAGUCAGGCUCCAUACUGUGAUGUGUACUGUAGAUCAGAGGGCCUGAGAGAACACAAGCAGCUGGAGAAAACAUGGCCUUGUUUGAAUUUUUAAUGGCAGCAUAUGUUUUCUCAAGUUGUUGUGCAUUGGGCUCCCAGCCACUGUAUAUUCUGUACAUCGUCAUUAAGAAGAACUGUAUUGUAUCUACAUAUUAAUAUAAGCUCUCAACUCCUUGUAAAUAUAUGAAAUGUGGAGUACUGCUUCUUUGGGACCACAUUCCAAUAUGUCAUCUGUCAUCAUGGCAGCUUUGUUGUUUGAGGAUCAUUUGCCAUCUCAUGCUGUUCAUUUUUCAGCUGUUUUACUAAAAAUGUUUGUUUUGCUGUUAUGCACGUGGGCUUUCAAGAGGUUAGUGCUGAAGAUGAAAACUUGAAUGAAUACGCACAUUACUGUA